Molecule: messenger RNA, 1599 nt
Organism: Manihot esculenta (cassava)
Lineage: Eukaryota; Viridiplantae; Streptophyta; Magnoliopsida; Malpighiales; Euphorbiaceae
Exons: 6
Coding region: 192-773 (193 amino acids)
Source: RefSeq, a predicted model, not a curated record
GAUUGUGGCGUCAUGGGUGGGCUGGAAAUGAAUCAUAAAAACAUGUACGGAAUCAGAAUACGAAUCUGCCUACACAACCGAUUCCCUGCUCCCGACUCAAUUCACCUCGAAUAUCUUCUUCUUCUUCUAGCCAAGGUAAACCUCUAAAGCUUUUUCUUCCUCCCCACGCAUUUGCUGUGAUAAACAAAGUUAUGGCGGGCUCUGACGCAUCAUCAAGCUUCCGAUCAACACCCUCGCAGCCGUCCAUUAUUCCCUCCAACACCCCUCUACUCUCCGCUUUCCUUGCUUUCGCUCUCGCUCAGUUCCUUAAGCUUUUCACCACCUGGUUAUGGUUUCUCUGUUUUUCUUUCCUGUUCAAAGAGAAGAGAUGGGAUUCUAAAAGGAUGCUUGCAUCAGGUGGAAUGCCCUCAUCGCAUACAGCAACUGUGACUGCUCUUGCAAUUGCCAUUGGUCUACAAGAAGGAAGCGGAGCUCCAACCUUUGCUAUUGCGCUGGUUUUGGCAUGUGUUGUUAUGUAUGAUGCCACUGGUGUUAGACUUCAUGCUGGCCGCCAAGCUGAAUUACUAAAUCAAAUUGUAUGUGAGCUACCUCCUGAACACCCUGUAUCCAAUUUCAGACCUCUUCGAGAUUCACUAGGUCACACUCCUCUCCAGGGAAUAAGUUUGCCAUUUGAAGGUUUACCUGGAACUACAAGCAAAGUUUCUAGUUUGUCUUGUAGUGGUAAAGGCACUAAAGGCCACGUCUGCAGGAUAAACCAAGGAAAUCUUAUCUAGGUGAUUUAGUAAAUUACAGUAUUAUUGGUUCUUGGAUGAAAUUGAGCUCUACUUGCUCAAUUGAAAAUGACCUAAAACUGAAACAAGGAAAGCAGGACAAUGAAAAUCGAAGUGAAGUUACUUGCUCGAAAAGGAAAAUCUACAGUGCAUUGCAUGAAGAUGAUGGCCUUUUUUGAUAGAGAUUGCCAUUUUAAAAGAAGAGAUAUCCAACGUAGAUUACUUGGUGAGAUUUUCUAAGGAAAAAGAAGACAUCAUAGGAAUCUCUAGCUCCUUCAGCUUAUGGCUCUAAUCAUCUGUAUGAUCUUGCCUCCAUUAUGGAACAUACCAAUGUGGCCCCCAUCAUUUGUCGUUGGCUAAUAUACAUUGUAAUGGGCUGCGCUAGUGUUUGUCCAUGGAUUAUCUACUGCACUAAAGACAGAGAUAAAGUGAUACAUUAUGGAUAAACUUGACAUUGCAAAAGUUCUUUCACAUUUUGUAUGCAGGAAACCAAGCUUGGAGGUCCACUUUGGAUUUGCAAGAUUACAUCAUAUGAUAAGCUUGUUUGGCUGCAAAAUUUUCCCAGAAAAUUGAAAACUUGGCCCGUGUUGAUCAGAUAUUCUGACCCAUAUAAGAGGCAGGUGGCCAUUGAAAUGGACCACUUUGGCACUAGUGCAACUGUGCAAGUGGGUUCCGUUGGGGAGAAAUAUUCUUGAUGCUGUAAAAAUGAAAGAUUCAGAAGACGUACGACCCACACCAGAUGUCCUGAUAAGGGACCCAUUGCUUGGGAGUCAGGUUCUUGCUGGAAUAGACCACCUUGGUGUAUUGGUCUUUGUUCAAAUAUAUAUUU